Messenger RNA from Drosophila melanogaster (fruit fly), 596 nucleotides. RefSeq lists its product as uncharacterized. Lineage: Eukaryota; Metazoa; Arthropoda; Insecta; Diptera; Drosophilidae. The record is from RefSeq and is marked reviewed. Bases 354 to 497 code for a protein of 47 amino acids. The transcript has 3 exons.
CUAAAAUUUACUUAUUCGUUAGUUAGUUUAAAGUUGGUCAACACAAUCACUAAUUCCACAUCCACAUGUAUCUUGAUAUGUGUACAUUUUUAUAGUCAUAUUGGCUUUGAUUUUUCAUGUCACUUCACAUUUCCCCGUAACAGACUGAGCGAAAUGAAUUUUCCAUUCGUAUUCCAAAAUUCGAUGUGUUAACACCUUUGAAAAUAGUUUGUGUCUUACGUUUUCCGGUACCUAUUUUGUUGUUUCUAAGAUCCUAUUUCUGUAAAUAGGCCAAAUUCCACUUAGCUGCCCUUUUAGAAGGAAAUUAGGAUACCCUGAACGCUUUUCCCCAAGACAAAAUAAAAUCGUAAAUCAUGUGCUGCGGACCCUGUGGACCUCGCUGCUGCGAUCCGUGCGGCGGAUGCUACAACUGCUGCGUGGAACUCUGCUGUGUACCCUGCACCCCAGCCUACAUCCAGUGCUCAUUUAUGCCCUGCGGACCAAGAGGCUGUUGCUGAAGUGGGGAUGUGCCAGGUGCCGAAACACGUUCAACCAUAUUGUACCUGAAACACUCGUAGAUACCCAACAUGUCCCAAUAAACGAAUUUUAUAAAUGUU